AUGCCACGCGACGCCCCGGCGACGCCUUCGUUAACGCGCGACGGCGCGUCGUCGUGCUUUCACGUCACGUACGACGUCGACGCGACGUCGAACGCGGAGGCGCGACAGAUCGUCGACGCGCUGUGUCUCGAGCAAACCGUCGAGUUACCCGAAGCGCUCGUCCCGCCGGGGACGUGGAUCAACGAGCACGUCGUGGGAAAAUGCGUGUCGAUCGAGCGGUGCGCUUCGGGGGUGGACGCGCGCGGGAAAGGCGCGAGUGGGGACGUGUACAGGGCCAAGGUGCGGUACGCCGACGACUGCGCGGGCGGCGAGUUGCCGCAGCUGGUGAACGUCAUCUUCGGGAACACGAGCAUAAAGGAACGGGUGAUGGUGCGAGACGUGGAACUUUCGGAUGCGAUGCUAGGGAAGUUCGCGGGAGCGAGGUUCGGGGCGAAGGGGCUGAGGAAAUUGCUCGGGGUCGAACGCGGACCCAUUGUGAUGACGGCGCUCAAGCCGAUGGGGACGCCGAGCGAGAAACUUGCGGAAAUGGCGUACGCGUUCGCGAAGGGGGGAAUUGACAUCAUAAAGGAUGAUCAUGGAUUGGCGAAUCAACGGUACGCCCCGUAUGAGGAGCGCGUGCGGGCGUGUGCGGCGGCGGUGAAACGGGCGAACGCGGAGACGGGACGGCGGUGCAUCUACGCGCCGUGCAUCAACGCUCCGGCGCACUUGGUCGUACAGCGCGCCAAGUUCGCCAAGGCCGCGGGUGCUGGGGCGGUGUUGAUGAUUCCAGGAAUCACGGGUUUGGAUAGCAUGCGAGCGCUGGCAGAAGAUCCCGAUUUUGGGCUUCCCAUCAUCGCGCACCCCGCUAUUCUCGGCGCCAUGCUCGGCGGCGGAAGCCAAAACACCAUUCGCGGAUUUGCUCAUGGCGUCCUGCUCGGGUUGCUACCGCGAUUGGCUGGUGCAGAUGCGACUAUUUUCCCAAACUUUGGCGGGCGGUUUGGCUUCAGUGUUGAAGAGUGCAAAGACAUUGUUCACGGUGCCAGGCGAGUCUUGGCGCACCACCCGUCAAUCUUACCGAGUCCGGGCGGCGGCAUGACGCUCGACAAGGUUAAAGUGAUGAUGGAGACGUACGGUCAAGAUGUUUUACUCCUCGUCGGUGGAUCACUAUACAGCCAUAGCUCGGACUUGACGGCGAAUGCGAGGCACAUCCUGACUAUGGCGGGUCGCACCGACAUCUACGGGCCUCGAGAAUCACAACCUGGCAGCUAUCACGUGCCAACGCACUACAGCAACGGACUUUUCACCCCGGGAAGCGGCAUGCGACCCAGAUUGAAACUCGUAGACGAGAGUUCGAGUGCACAUAGCCCAUACCCUCUGACUCCGCACGGCACGUAUCCGGCUGCGCCGCCGUCGACGCCGUGGACGGUGGGCCUUGACCCUGAAGCCGUUGCUCAAAUGAGCGCGCUUAAAGAGAAGAAUUAUGCGCUCGAGUCUAAGGUUGACGAGCUGACGACGCUCGUGAAGAGCCUGAUGGACGCCGAGGCGAAGAGAAAUGGAACUAAACACGCGUCUGAGGGGCCGCUAGACGGAAAUCAUAGCAAGGUACUCAAUAGAAAGAAGGGAGAGUUUCAGUGGGAGCGCGUACCGCAGGAAAUGUACAAGAUGGAUGGGGCGAGUUUCAAGGAGUGUUCACGCAUCGAACUCAUCGGAAAGCGAGGAGAGAGUCCAGUUUUCCACGUGCGUUACUUUGAAGUUGCCCCGGGUGGAUGGACGACGCUCGAGCACCACCAACACGAACACGUCGUCGUAGUGCUUCGAGGGGAAGGCGAAAUCCAGCUCGGUCUGGAGUCUUACCAUCUUGGGGUGGGUGACGUCGGGUAUACCGCACCGGGUGAUACGCACCAGCUUCGGUGCAAGGCAGGCACGACGGAGCCUUUUGGUUUCAUAUGCGUGGUUGCGGCGGACCGCGAUCGACCGAUUGAAGAUGAACCGUACGAGCUCCUGAAGAUGUGCAAAAUGGCUCAUGUUUUGGAUGAAAACGUCCGUGUGGCACUCGAGACGCAGAUCAAGCACCGUGCCGAGCAUAAGGCGGCGCAUGGAGCCGUCGCACAGGGAUCCGCGUGCGAGUGGAAGCCCGGUGGAAAGAAGAAGGCGCACGCGGCAGAGCCGAGCGCAUGCGAGUGGACGCCGAAGAGCAAACAAGCGCCGGCCAAACCCAAACCCACGCCGACGCGAUACUUCCCAUAG
Messenger RNA from Ostreococcus lucimarinus CCE9901, 2226 nucleotides. RefSeq lists its product with no specific name. Gene Ontology annotation, molecular function: ribulose-bisphosphate carboxylase activity; magnesium ion binding. The transcript has a single exon. The coding region runs from base 1 to 2226 and encodes 741 amino acids. Lineage: Eukaryota; Viridiplantae; Chlorophyta; Mamiellophyceae; Mamiellales; Bathycoccaceae. Gene Ontology annotation, biological process: carbon fixation. The record is from RefSeq and is a predicted model, not a curated record.